ACUAGUAUUUCAAAAUGAAUCCCUCCAAUAUUUCUUUUGCAAUUUCCCUGUUCCUCUUCCCUUGGUGUCUUCUUUUACCUUCUAAUCUCAUCUUCGCAAUGAUUGAGGACCAGAUUUCUCUCUUAGAAUUCAAAAAGGGAAUUAUUGCUGAUCCUUUUCAUGCUCUCACUGACUGGAAUGAGACUAAUCCUCUCUGCAAUUGGCAUGGUGUUGUCUGCAAUCCGAAUUCUGAAAGAGCGAUCAGGCUAGAUCUGAAGGGCAAAAGCCUUGUUGGAACUAUCUCUCCAUACCUCUCCAAUCUUUCUAGCUUAGAACUACUUGAAUUGUCUGAUAAUUACCUUCAAGGUCCAAUUCCUGUAGAGAUAGGACUUUUAUCAAAUCUAGAACUACUUGGAAUAGAAGGAAAUGAGAUAGAAAGUGAAAUCCCUGAGAGUUUUGGCAAAUUUAUGAAGCUUCGAUACAUUGGCCUCAGCAACAACAAGCUUUACGGCAAGCUUCCUACCUCUCUCUUCUACAACUGUACAAAACUGAGUUACUUGGAUCUCUCCAAUAACUCCUUCACGGGUUCAUUUCCUCCACAGAUUGGGAACAAACUUCUUCUACUUGAGAACAUCCUUCUCUAUCAGAACAAACUGACCGGUGACAUUCCAGCAACAUUUUCGAACUUAACACAAGUGGUGGAAAUUGAUCUUGAGGAAAAUUUUUUUGCAGGUGUAUUACCAUCACACAUUUUGAGCCACAUGCCCUAUUUGCAGAUACUCCAUCUCUCCUACAAUAACUUCUCAAGCGAUGAGCAGAAUUCAAAUCUCAACCCAUUCUUUAACACUAUAUCAAAUCUCACAAAUCUCAAAGAGCUUGAGCUAUCUGGAAACAACCUUGGAGGUAGGAUUCCUCUGACAAUAGGUCAACUAAGUGUCAAUCUUACAGAGAUUGAUCUUGGAGAAAAUUCUAUCCAUGGAAACAUCCCAACAAAUGUUUCCAAUCUCUCAAAACUCAUGCUGCUCGACUUAUCAAACAAUUUUUUGAAUGAAACCAUUCCCAUGGAAUUGAUUCUUCUGCCCAAUCUACAAAGGCUGUGGCUCUCUAAUAAUUUGUUAAGUGGCCCAAUUCCUUCACCUCCUCGUGUUCUAAAUAGUAUAGGGCUGUUAGAUUUAUCAAGAAACAAGCUUUUUGGAGCCAUCCCAACCUCUCUAUCAAACCUAACUCAGCUGAGAACUCUCAUACUUGAUAGAAAUUCCCUUUCAGGACAUAUACCUCCAAGUCUAGGAAGCACAAAGCUAGAACUCCUUGAUUUGUCCCACAAUAGGCUUGCAGGAAUAGUACCUGUAGAAGUUGCAAGUUUGAGCUCAAUGGCCUUUUACUUCAAUUUGUCACACAAUUUUCUUGGAGGAAUGCUCCCCAUGGAGCUGGGUAAUAUGAACAAGGUCAGAGCCAUAGACCUUUCAUCAAACAACUUCUACGGAAGUAUUCCGCCCACCCUUGCAGGUUGCGAAGACGUUGAGGUGCUUAACUUGUCCAACAAUAGCCUUCAAGGUGCAGUCCCUUCAUCCUUGGGCCAUUUACUGAACCUCCAAUCCUUAGACCUCUCAUCAAAUUUCCUCUCAGGAGAAAUUCCAGAUUCUCUUAAACAAUGCUCCAGCCUCAAGCAACUUGAUGUCUCAUUCAACAACUUCAGUGGAGCAAUACCCAGUGGUGGGGUUUUUGAUAUAUUAACAUUUGAAUCUAUUGAAGGAAACCAUUUCUGUGGACAAAUUCCAGGGCUUCCCAAUUGUAAGCAUGGGGCUCGAAUAAGAAUAAAUUCUAGAAGAUCCUUUGCCCUGCUCAUAAUCUCUGUCUCCCUGUCUGCUUUCUUCCUUACAGUCAUAACAGUGGUUGGUUACAGGAAUAUUAAAACUGCAUUGAUUAAUACUUUCAACACUGUUUCAAGUAAAUCAGUUCCUUAUCUAUCAACAAAUUACCCAAGGAUUACAUACAGAGAACUUUUUGAAGCAACGAGAGGAUUUCGCGAAGAAAGACUGAUUGGUUCUGGGAGUUUUGGGCGUGUUUAUAAAGGAAUCAUGGGUGAUGGAACAGUGGUUGCUGUAAAAGUUCUUCAAUUACAGAGCAGUAACUCAACGAGGAGCUUCAACAGAGAAUGUCAGGUCCUCAAGAGAAUUCGGCACAGGAACUUAAUAAGGAUCAUAACAGCUUGCAGUCUUGCAAAUUUUAAAGCUCUAGUACUUCCUUUCAUGACUAACGGUAGCUUGGAGAACCAUUUAUACCCACAAGAGCAGAAUUCGGGAUUCUCAGAGCUGAGCAUCAUGGAUUGUAUAAGUAUCUGCAGUGACAUUGCUGCGGGUAUGGCAUAUUUGCACCACCAUUCUCCAGUUCAGGUCAUUCACUGCGAUUUGAAGCCAAGUAAUAUUCUUCUCAAUGAUGACAUGAAUGCUCUUGUAUCAGAUUUUGGAAUUUCUAGACUAGUGAUGACAGUUACAGAGGGAAAUCCCUUUGGUGAGAGCACAACAAAUUCAGCAGCAAACCUGCUUUGUGGAUCGAUUGGGUACGUUGCUCCUGAGUACGGAUAUGGGAGAACUGCAUCAACAAAGGGGGAUGUCUACAGCUUUGGUGUUCUUGCCCUUGAAAUGGUCACAAGGAAGAGACCUACUGAUGAUAUAUUCACAGAAGGAUUAAUUCUGCCGAAAUGGGUUAGAAACCAUUUUCCUACUCAGCAAGAAAAGAUUAUCAGCUCAACAAUAAUGCAAGAACUACAGAAUCAGAGCCAAGAAAAAAGAAACAUGUGGGAAGUUGCAAUCAAGGAGCUGAUUGAACAAGGGAUUCUCUGCACACAAGAGACCCCUUCGAUGAGGCCAACAAUGAUUGAUGUUGCAGAUGAUUUGGAAAGACUUAAAGGAUAUUUAGGAGAUGUAUCUUCAUCAACAGAUGCAGAAGAACAGCACCGGUAAAUUUUAAUCCUGUUUGGUUACACAAGCCAGCAGUUUUGCAUAAACAUUGUAAUUGUAAAACAGUUGAAUCAAGGGUUUUAACUGAAAUAUAAACAGAUGA
Phalaenopsis equestris is the source of this 3042-nucleotide messenger RNA. Its product is annotated as putative leucine-rich repeat receptor-like serine/threonine-protein kinase At2g24130. Gene Ontology annotation, cellular component: plasma membrane. Gene Ontology annotation, biological process: hormone-mediated signaling pathway; protein phosphorylation. Bases 15 to 2942 code for a protein of 975 amino acids. The record is from RefSeq and is a predicted model, not a curated record. The transcript has 2 exons. Lineage: Eukaryota; Viridiplantae; Streptophyta; Magnoliopsida; Asparagales; Orchidaceae. Gene Ontology annotation, molecular function: protein kinase activity; protein binding; ATP binding.